This is a messenger RNA of Polyodon spathula (Mississippi paddlefish), 3085 nucleotides long. Its product is annotated as zinc finger protein ZIC 3-like. NCBI's taxonomy places the organism in Eukaryota, Metazoa, Chordata, Actinopteri, Acipenseriformes, Polyodontidae. Gene Ontology annotation, cellular component: nucleus. The transcript is spliced from 3 exons. Gene Ontology annotation, molecular function: DNA-binding transcription factor activity, RNA polymerase II-specific; RNA polymerase II cis-regulatory region sequence-specific DNA binding. Bases 282 to 1622 code for a protein of 446 amino acids. The record is from RefSeq and is a predicted model, not a curated record. Gene Ontology annotation, biological process: regulation of transcription by RNA polymerase II; central nervous system development.
UGUGAAGGAGUGAGUGAUUGACUUUAUCAGAGCAAGGACAUCACUCACUGGGAGAGGGGGGGAAAGUUUGAUCCUUUCUUAAGGAUCACGGUUGCGGGAGUUUUUUUCUCCCCCGAUUACUGAAAAAGGUGAUUUUUGUAUUUGCAAGUUGUUGGGUUUUUUUUUCACCCUGUUGCGAUCACAAGAAAAGAGAGUUACAGCCGUAGAGUGCUUUUUACAGAAGUCAAUCCGGGUUUUAGAAUUUUUUUUUUCUUUUUUGGUUUCUCCUCGUCGAGUUCCCGAUGACGAUGUUACUUGACAGCGGUCCGCAGUUCUCUGGGCUUGGAGUUGGAGGUUUUGGCACACCACGGCAUCAUGAGAUGGGCAGCAGGGAUGUUGGUCUGGCACUCAAUCCCUUUGGAGAUUCUUCCCAUGCAGCGGCUUUCAAACUCAGCCCUGUGGCUCACGAAAUCUCCUCCAGCCAGAACUCUGCGUUCACCCCGCAGGCAUCUGGGUAUGCGACUGCCCUUGGUCACCACCACUCUGGGCAGAUGGGUUCGUACAGCGGCGGGGCGUUCAACUCCAGAGACUUCUUGUUUAGAAACCGCGGUGCUGGAAUCGGGGAAUCUGCAGCUACGAGCGCCCAGCAUGGGAUCUUUGCCCCUUCAGCGGGGAGUCUGCACGGACCUGGAAUCGCCGACAACCCGGGACACCUUUUAUUUCCAGGGCUUCACGACCAGCCCGCCAGUCACACUUCGCCGAAUGGACACGCAGUGAACAGUCAAAUGCAUCUGGGUUUGCGCGGGGACAUAUUUGGAAGACCAGACCCUUACAGACCCGUUGUGAGCCCGCGGACAGACCCCUAUGGCACAGCCCAGUUGCACAACUAUAACCACACGAUUAAUAUGAACAUGGCGAUGAACGUGCCGCCGCACCACGGACCGGGGGCAUUCUUUAGGUACAUGAGGCCGCCUGUUAAGCAAGAGAUGUCCUGCAGAUGGAUCGACGAGACCCAGAUGAACCGACCCAAAAAGAGCUGCGGCAGAACGUUCAGCAGCAUGCACGAGCUGGUGACACACAUCUCCAUGGAGCACGUCGGCGGACCCGAACAAAGUAACCACAUUUGCUUUUGGGAGGAUUGUCCGAGAGAAGGGAAAUCUUUUAAAGCCAAAUACAAACUGGUGAAUCACGUCAGAGUCCACACGGGAGAGAAACCCUUUCCCUGCCCCUUCCCCGGCUGUGGAAAAAUAUUUGCCAGGUCCGAAAAUCUGAAAAUUCACAAAAGAACUCAUACAGGUGAAAAACCAUUUAAAUGCGAAUUCGAGGGCUGUGAUAGACGCUUCGCAAACAGCAGUGACAGAAAGAAACACAUGCAUGUGCACACUUCGGACAAACCUUACAUCUGCAAAGUGUGCGACAAGUCUUACACACACCCAAGCUCGCUCAGGAAACACAUGAAGGUUCACGAGUCUCAAGCCUCAGAAUCGUCUCCAGCGGCAAGUUCGGGGUACGAGUCGUGUACACCACCAGCUCUUCUGUCUGCCAGCACGGAAGACCGCACAAAAACACCACCGUCCGCAGUACAAAACGCAACAGCGCACAACGACGGACUUCCACCCAACUUUAAUGAAUGGUACGUUUGAAACAGAGCACACGGGACUCUGAUGUGUACCAACAGGAAGGAACCUCAAAAACUACAAGCGCACCAUGGGGCACGAAGGGGAAUGGAUGAAGGAGCUGCAGAUUUCAGGAGUUGAAAAUUGAGUUUCGGUGCGCAGGACAGGAGUUCUGGACAGGCCUUUUUACAUUUCUCAGGAUUAGAAAUCGACUUGCAUUCGGAGUAAAGAUGGGUUUCCUUUUGUAGGUUUGAAAGUUUAUCUUCUUUUCAUUUUAUUUCUUUUUUUUUUGUUCGAAAAGGAAUUGUAAAAGGAUGAAUCGUUCACGGUAUGUUCAAUGAGGGCGGUUCUCAAGUCGCCUUAUUGUUAAACGUCACACAGUCUUAAAAACAAAACGUGCCAAAGUUUUUUUUUUUUUUUUUUUUUGUCUUGAACAAAAAAAUUAAUAAUAAAUAAAUAUAUGCUGGUGAAUGUAUUCCUUGUUCGAUGGGGUCGCAUCUGUUGUUUCGUGUACCUUUUCAGGAUGGAAAUGUGGCAUUAUUAGAAUAAGACUGUGACCGUUAUACCGUUGCCUUUUGUAAUAGCUUUGUAAAUACGUAUCCAUGAUGCCAUAUUUAUCAAUUUGUAAUUUAAAUUAUCGGCAUUAAGCUCCGAGACUGAAAAUGAUAUUUAUGGAAAAUGUUUUCUAACAAAACGAUGUACAGUUUUUGGUUAUAACCAGCUUAACAUUAAAAAUUCUCAAUUUUAAACAUUGCACAUUGCAAUUGUGUCUUUUAAAUAAGUGUGUUUUACUGAGGCAUAUGCUACUGCCAAUCAGCACAAGCAAAUAAGAAUAAUGAUAAAAAUAACAAUAAAAAUAAAAAUAAAAAAUUGUUGUGUUGCCCAAUACAAAUUCAAGUAAUAUGCUGGGAUAUCUUAAAACAACGUGUAUCGCCUAUACUGUGUUAUACUUUCUUCAUAUUUCAAUUGUACACAGAAGCCUGAAUAUGCUAAUAUUAAUAUGACGCACAAUACGUGGGUAUCACAUGAUUAUACUAAAGGUCCAGGUGUCACAUUUUUGAUGUGCUCAUUUGUAGCUCAGUGUCUUCCCGGUGGGUGAAUGUGACAUCUCAAUUGAAUUGUCUCCAAGCGGGGCGAUCAUAAACGUGGAUGAAUAAUAUUACACUUAGUGUACAUGAAGGAGACUUGCUGGGGACGAUCAUAAUUGCAUCUGUGCAAAUUAACACGUUUCACUCAGUGAAGUUCUCAAAAAGUCUGUAAGCCUUCACUUGGAAGGUGUGCAAGCAAAUAUGCUGUAAAUCAUUCCGAGGCAGUGAGACAGUGACCUUUUCGGGGUACUUAAGGUCAACACGCAAACGCUGCGAAGGUAUUGAGCAUUAAUAAUGUAUAUGCCGACGAAGCGGAUAGUAUCUGUCUGAGUGCUAUUUGUUUUGCGUGUGCGUCUGUGUGUAAACGGGAAUGAAAGGGGGGAUUGUAUAAGAUAACUAUAG